This is a messenger RNA of Branchiostoma belcheri (Belcher's lancelet), 2959 nucleotides long. RefSeq lists its product as uncharacterized. The coding region runs from base 44 to 2959 and encodes 971 amino acids. The record is from RefSeq and is a predicted model, not a curated record. Lineage: Eukaryota; Metazoa; Chordata; Leptocardii; Amphioxiformes; Branchiostomatidae. Gene Ontology annotation, molecular function: protein binding. The transcript has 2 exons.
UCAGGGUUGGUUAGAUGUUGUAUUAAGUCACAACGAAUCUGCAAUGGCUGGCCCGAGGCUGUCCCUUUUUGUCCUGUUCCUCCUCGCGCUUGGCCCGAGUCAGGCCGGCCCGCCCUGUGCUAGGCUCUGUGUGGUAAGGCGCACUGGGUCCUGCCCUAGGCUCGGGGGGAUCAUAAUGGUCGCGAGUGGAGGCACCAUGCCCUGUGCCACGUGCAACACGACCGGGCAGGCCGAUGGGAAUCCGCUCAUGUGUCUCCCAGGCGAUCUGAAGAAGCUGCAAGUGGCGGGGCACUCCGACAGAAGCGGCGAGCUGAAACCACUCCCCCGCCUUGGCCAGCUCCGGCAUCUGAUCCUCGGGCCCGGAAGCGUCCGCACCGUUGGAAGAGAAGCGUUCGCACCAGUGCCAGGUAUUUCGACGCUAUCCAUGGAAAAGAACGCCAUCAAAACCGUUGGAAGCUGGUUUGGCGGGGUCACCAAGCUGGAAAAGCUGGUGCUGUCUUGGAAUAAAAUCGUGGAAAUCAAGGAGAAUGCUUUCCAGCCACUGAGACGGCUGAAAUAUCUUGAGCUCAAGCAUAACCGGCUUCCUGCUGUGGAAGAAUCUCACUUCUCAAGCCUGACCAACCUCGUGUAUCUGCACCUCAACUACAACAACAUCUCGCAGAUCGCUGGGAAGUCGUUCGACCGUCUGUCUAGGCUACGCUUGCUCUACCUGGAUCACAACAAGCUAUCGUUCCUCGGCACUGAGUGGCUACAGGGGUUAUCAAGGGACACUCGGAGUAUCUCUAUCCAGGAGAAUCCCUUCCGCUGUACCUGUGCGCUGGCGAGGCCUUCACCGUCUUCCCGUUGUUUCGACAAUCGGGACAGAAUGCAGUGCAACUACCCUCCUAGCCUCUCAGGGAGAAAGGUUGACGACGUUACGAGUGGAGAGAUGCCGUGCCCGCCACCCGCAGCCAAGGUGUCACGCCGAGACCGCGGAACCACUCUCGUGUGUGAGGUCUUCUGGGAGAAGCGACCGGAGAUCGGGUGGAUGGAUCCAAGAGGGAGGGCCGUUGGAGACCGUCAGGCACAAGACCGAUGCGGCGGCACGGUGACCACACGCCUGGAGCACGAGUACCCCACCACCCAGUCUCCUGAAGGAGGAAAGGCGCACCCAAAUGAUGCCCCCAACCUACCCUACAUCGGCCGGUCCACCUCCACCCUCCACAUGGACCCGCAAGCCUACCAGUGCUGGACGGGGGGCAGCUUCCGGUGCGUCGUGAAGUCCGCAACAGGCAGCGUCUUUGAAGAUCUGCCGCUGACCAAGUCAAGCGAGCAAGACCCAUGGCACGACCACACCGUGACAACACCUGCCCAGCGGAACGCAAGGAUGACAGAAAGGGUCCCCCAAACCCCGGACAAGAACCCCCGGCAGGAUGGCAUCACUCCGGCAGAUGAUAAGGCUCAACGGCGCACCGCCAUGACAGCAGUCCACACCCCCAAAUCUACCCGGCAUAACGGAACGGUUACAGGAAGCAUGAGCAAAAUCACGGGCAAGGACGGCAAACAAGACGGCGCCACUCCAUCAGAUUAUACUCCACUGGAUAUCAUGAUGAUAGUAUUUUACAGCCUGGGAAUCAUAAUCGUGGCUGCGAUAGUUGCUGAUAGGGUAGUGACCCGAUGCAAGAAGUGGUACGAGAAGCGACAAGAGCCACGGCAAAACUUACACGGCUACGCCGCGGGCGCCAAAGGAGGCAUACCGCUGCAAAACCUCCAGCCACCGGCAGCAGCCCCCACGACUGGGAACCCUGUACCCCCUCAACAGGCGAACGAUGACACCCCGGACGAUGCAUCCAUUACCCCGUAUGCGGAAACGUCGCGUCUGGAAAACCCCAUGUACGACGCAGACGGGAUGGGACCAAGAGGUGCGACCUCGGCGUCUCCAGACCCUCGGCCAGGGCCCAGCCUGGGGAAUGCCCCAGUUCCACCUCCGCGAUCCGACAGGCCAGGCAUCGCCGCCGGCGACUCUCAUUACUACCCACCAGGCACGGCCACGACUCGAGCAAAAGACGUCCCACCUCCCCAGACCAACAGGUGCGUCAACUCUAACGUGUCAGCACAGGCAAACCGUGCAGGCAUGUCUGCUAGGCGAAGAAACCGCAGUGCAUCCUGCGGCAGCCGAACGGCCUCCUACGACAACUGCAGGGUUUCCUACCACAACCGCAGUGCCUCCUACGACUCACAGGUCGAAGGCGUCAACCUGUACCUUGACCUGAACGGCCCACCACGCCACUCUGGCUCAGACAUUUCUCAAGAAGAGGACAUCAACUCAAGCGUCUCAGCACAUUCCAAACGUUUGGGGACGGCUACCCUGCCAAGAACCCGUGGAAGAGCCUCCUACGAAUGGACGGGGAUGGGCGAAGACGAGAACGUCGACGGCCCCAACCUUUACCUUGAUCUGAACGGCAUAAAACGGCACUCUGGUUUGGAGAUGGCUCAAGCAGAAGACAUCCCGGAUCCAAUUCCACGGACCAACAUGUAUGUCAACUCUAACAUGUCAGCACAUUCACAAGACUCGGACAUCAUGUGUCAGGCAGAUAUGAUUCCGGACCCACUUCCCCGGACUCGCACCUACAUUAACUGCAGCGUCUCAGCACAGCCACACCGCUUGGAAAUGUCCGCCGCGCCAACAAACCACGAGGCCUCCUACGACAACCUUAGGUUGUUCUGUGACAGCCGUGGAGAAACCUACGACAAGCAUGGGGCGUCCUACGACAACCUACGUAGGGCCUCCGACGACAACCGUGGGGCCUCCUUCGACAACCGCAGUGCCUGCUACGACAAUCACGAGGAAUCCUACGACAACCUACAAAGGACAACCUACGUUAGCACAUGCACAAGGUUCGACAUGCCUCAGACAGAGAGAAUUCCGGAUCCACUUCCACGAAUCCUACGACAACCUACAAAGGACAACCUACGUUAG